Durusdinium trenchii is the source of this 819-nucleotide messenger RNA. Lineage: Eukaryota; Dinophyceae; Suessiales; Symbiodiniaceae. The record is from the annotation of a GenBank genome assembly.
CCAAGAGCUACAAAGAGCAAUCUGACUUCUCGAGCCAUGGUCUUUUUGGGCUAAACCCCUCGUUGGAGAUGAACAACGACGGGCGGGAGGUGAUCCUCCAUUCCUUGAAAAACCUGGAUGAUGCGGCACUCGUGCGCGUGCUGGGUCAGUUGAUGACAUCGCACCCACAAGUGGCGCCUCGCAUUGUGAACACGGCUUGUCCUGAGCUAACCUUUGUGCCCACGAAGGCUCUCAUCAGCAAGCGAUCCAUUGGAAUCAUCGUCCAGGUGGGCAACGAGGGUGGUCUCAUCGAAUGCCCAGAGCUGGAAGCAGCCUUCGGCUGCCCUGUGCUGGUUGGCAGGCAUCAAUUGGGACCCUACAGUGUGGGGCAAGAGGUCUCCUUUGCCGUGACGAUCAACGAUGACAACAAACCUCAGGCCUUCGACCUCCAGGUGUUGCCCGGUCUAGGUGCUGCUGCAGCCGCUGCAACGGCGACGGGGCUUCCGAGUGUUCCAGGUGUACCGGGCGUCCUUCCUUUGCCCUUGCUGCCACUUCCGAUGCUGCCGGGAGGGCUAUCAUUGCCAGGGCUUCUACCUGGAUUGCCUGGGCUGCCUGGGCUGCCAGGACUCCCUCCAGGACUCCCUCCAGGACUCCCUGCAGGACUCCCUCCAGGACUCCCUGCAGGGCUCCCUCCAGGGCUUCCGGCCACGCUGCCGGGCGGCCUGCCGCUGCCAACGUUGCCGGCAGGGCUACCGGGGCUUCCGCUGCCCGGGCUGCCGCUGCCGGAGCUACCGGCGCCAGAGCCGAAGCCAGCGCCACAGCUGCCGACGCCCACGCAGG